Messenger RNA from Coniosporium apollinis CBS 100218, 1818 nucleotides. RefSeq lists its product as uncharacterized. NCBI's taxonomy places the organism in Eukaryota, Fungi, Ascomycota, Dothideomycetes. Bases 1 to 1818 code for a protein of 605 amino acids. Gene Ontology annotation, cellular component: mitochondrion; membrane. The record is from RefSeq and is a predicted model, not a curated record. The transcript has a single exon. Gene Ontology annotation, molecular function: D-arabinono-1,4-lactone oxidase activity; FAD binding.
AUGAGCGCCACCCAUCAUGGGGGUUUCUCCCAUAACUACAGGCCCGGUGGCCUGCACCGCGAUCAGUCCUGGUCUCAGCUCAACAUCAGCAUGCCGAACCGCGUGGAAACCGAGCUCGAGAAGCUCGAUCCCGCCGUACCCUUCAGAGCCACUCGCGCGCACCUUCACCAUACCUGGGCCAAGACCUUCCACGCGAGGCCCGAACUAUACAUCCGACCGGAGUCGCUGGAAGAGAUACAGAAGAUUGUCACACUAGCGCGGCGAUGUCGACGACGGGUGGUGGUCGUGGGCUGUGGUCACUCGCCCAGCGACCUGACCUGCACCUCGGCGUGGAUGGUGAAUCUGGACAAAUACAAUAGGGUUCUGAAUGUGGACAGGGAGAGGAAGACCAUGACGGUGGAAGGCGGCAUACGGCUACACGAGCUGAAUCUACGCGCAAAAGACUACGGCCUUACGAUGCCGAAUCUGGGCAGUAUAGACCAGCAGUCCAUUGUCGGCGCCAUGGCUACCGCAACACACGGCUCCUCUACCAGGCACGGUCUGCUAUCGCAGUCAGUCCGCUCCUUGCGCAUUGUCCUCGCGAACGGCAGCGCAGUCCGCUGCUCCCCGACCCAGCAACCGGACCUCUUCCGCGCCGCUCUCGUGAGUCUCGGCGCCCUCGGCAUAAUCGUCGAAGUCGAGUACGAAAUGGUACCCGCCUGCAACAUCGAAUGGGAGCAGACCCUCAAACCUCUCUCCUAUGUUCUCGACAAAUGGGGCAAGGACCUCUGGACGACCCGCGAAUUCACGCGCGUCUGGUGGCUCCCCUACAUGAAACGCGCCAUAAUCUGGCAGGCGCACAAAACGCACAAAUCCUGCCGUCCGCCGCAGGAAAGCUUCUACGGCGGCUCCAUCGGCUUCCAUACCUACCACAUCCUGCUGUGGCUCGCCAACUACGUCCCGCGCAUCCUGCCCGCGAUCGAGUGGUUCGUCUUCGGCAUGCAAUACGGCUUCUCGUACGGCACCACCACCACGGCCGUCGAGGAGCAGCGCACGGGACUGCUGAUGAACUGCCUCUACUCCCAGUUCGUCAACGAGUGGGCCAUUCCCCUUCACCACGGCCCGGAGGCCCUGACGCGGCUCUCUGCAUGGAUAAACGGCGACGAGGCGGGCUCACGGAUUCCGUUCUCAUCGAAGGGGCUUUGGGUGCACGCGCCCAUCGAGGUGCGGGUCAGUGACACUAGCGCGACGGAGCCGCGGCCGUUUAUGGAUAACACGCCCAAGGACGGCCCGACGUUGUACCUCAAUGCGACGCUGUAUAGGCCGUAUAAUCGCGAUCCGCCGUGCAAGGACCGAUACUACGAGGCGUUUGAGUGGCUGAUGAAGGAGCUGGGGGGGCGGCCGCACUGGGCUAAGAACUUCUCUUUCGUGUCGCAGCCCGAGAUCGCGGAGAUGUAUGGCGACGAUCUGGAAGCGUACUUACGUGUACGGAAUGAGGUCGACCCUGAAGGCAUGUUUGUGGGCGAGUGGCAUAGGAAGAAUUUGUUGCCGGAAUCGCAGCCGCUGUUCCCGCUCGAGGAGAGGGAGGUUAUGCGCAGAGCUGCCCAGGGCGGCGGUGUGGACUGGGUGGGUGAGCAGGCGGCCAAGGCAAGUCCGAAGUCGAGCACAAGCGAGGAGAGCUUUGAUAUCCUGCAUGGUGCGGAGGCGGAAGCGAGCUUGGUGCUUGAGAGGCUGAAGGAGGAGGCGAGUACUGAGGAUGGAAGCGAGAGCUUAGAUGACGAGGUGCAUGGGAGUAUGAGGCAGGGGGCUACUGGGAUUCAGGUAUUUAACAAGAUGUAG